Truncatella angustata is the source of this 1064-nucleotide messenger RNA. Its product is annotated as 3-beta-hydroxysteroid-Delta(8),Delta(7)-isomerase. The transcript has 2 exons. The coding region runs from base 178 to 873 and encodes 231 amino acids. Lineage: Eukaryota; Fungi; Ascomycota; Sordariomycetes; Amphisphaeriales; Sporocadaceae. Gene Ontology annotation, cellular component: endoplasmic reticulum; membrane. Gene Ontology annotation, molecular function: steroid Delta-isomerase activity; C-8 sterol isomerase activity; cholestenol delta-isomerase activity. The record is from RefSeq and is a predicted model, not a curated record. Gene Ontology annotation, biological process: sterol biosynthetic process.
AUACGUAUUACGUUACUGGACAUGGCUACCUGCUGGAACCUUUCCCGUCCAGCCUGCAGCACAAGCAGCACACACAUCUCACAUACCCAGCGCGCUCAACCACGAUUAAACUAUUCGUUCACUUGAUAUCAUCAAAUCUGCCGUUGACACUGAAUUAAGGAAACUCGUUCAUUCAUCAUGAAUUCCACAUUGGAAGCCGUCUCUGACGCACCCCUCCACCCCUACUAUCCUCUGGGGGUUGUCAUUACUGGCUUCGUUGCCAAGACGCUCUCUACGGUUGAGAUCCUGAGCAUCUUCACCGCUACGUGCUUGAGCAUUCUAGUCCCGACAUGGGCUUACAUACGCCGCUACCGACCUCAUCUUUCUCUGGGGGAUCGUUCGAUCGCGUUAUGGUUUGUUCUCUGCGGGUCUAUUCACCUGGGCUUGGAAGGUUAUUUCGCUCUGCGCGCGCAUGACCUGGCGAGCCGAUCGACCGUCCUCGCACAGCUCUGGAAGGAGUACUCGAUGUCAGACGCGCGGUACCUGACGGCCGACAGCUUCGUGGUGUGCAUGGAGACCAUCACCGCCGCCUUCUGGGGGCCGCUCUCUUUCGUGUGCGCCUGGUGCAUCGUCAACGACCACCCGCUACGCCACCCGCUGCAGUCCAUCAUCAGCCUGGGACAGCUGUACGGCGAUGUGCUGUACUAUGCAACUUGCACCUUUGAUUCAUUGGUCUCGGGAAUCGCUCAUUCCCGCCCGGAACCCGCUUACUUUUACGGCUACUACGUGUUCUUGAACGCGUUCUGGAUUGUUAUCCCCUUGAUCCUGCUUGUUCAGAGCACGCGGGAGACGGCCCGGGCUUUUGCCAGCGUCCAGAGAACUUCGAAGCGCUGAUGUCCCGGUAGCAGUAUUUAGCUUCUCGCAAGCUCGUCAGAGUCGUCCUGCCUAACCUUGGGAUCUUCCAUAUCAGAACCACCAUCCGGACCAAGCUUUAGUAGGGGGUUUUAGGUCAAAUGUGAGCACUAAUGUUUAUGUAGCUGAGUUAGCUCAUUCCGUCAAUGCGAUGCGUUCUAUGCUACCACGAA